Messenger RNA from Paramecium tetraurelia, 675 nucleotides. RefSeq lists its product as uncharacterized. Gene Ontology annotation, biological process: DNA replication-dependent chromatin assembly. Gene Ontology annotation, molecular function: histone binding. Gene Ontology annotation, cellular component: nucleus. The record is from RefSeq and is a predicted model, not a curated record. NCBI's taxonomy places the organism in Eukaryota, Ciliophora, Oligohymenophorea, Peniculida, Parameciidae. The transcript has 3 exons.
AUGGCACUUAUAAAUAUUACAAAUAUUGUUUUCGACCAAAGCACUGCACUGUUCAAUACUCCAAUCUAAAUGCAAAUCACUUUUGAAGUGCUUAGGCAAUUAGAUUAAGAAAUUGAUUGGAAACUUAUUUACAUUGGGUCUCCUAAUAAUGAUAAGCAUGAUCAAGUGUUGGAGCAAUUUUCAAUGCCUCCUCUUUAACAAGGGACCAUGUAGUUUACAUUAAUGACUGCAGGUCCAAAAUUAGAGUUAAUUCCAAGCAAAGAAGAUUUAUUUGGCGCGACAGCAAUAAUAUUAAGUGUAAGAUAUAGAAACCAUGAAUUCUUCAGAGUUGGGUAUUAUGUUUAUAAUUCGUAUUUGGACCCUGAUUUGAUUGAGAAUGAUCCAUCUUGUGUUAUAAUUGAUAAAGUUUAUAGAUAAAUUAAUGUUUAAACUCCAAGGAUUACAAGAACUAAUAUUGACUGGGAAGGAUAAAUGGUACAACUCUAUGUUAACCCACUCUAAUCCAAUAAUUAGUUUAUGUUCUAAUAAUAACCAAUAUUCAAUGAUAUUACAAAUAAUCAUUAAGACUUCUAGCAAUAAUGUUAAGAGAAAUAAAAUUAACUGUAAUAACUUUAACCAAAUAACAAACCAUUAUAUAAUAAUACAUAAGGGCCGAGUUUUCAGAGCAUUUUUUGA